AGCAAAUGUCAGCAGCUAAAGCAGAGACCUAAUCAGAGUUUCUUACGUCUAGAUUUUAAAGUUCGUGGUUUAGUGAAUGGUCUAUUAUCUCUCCUCUGAAGAGGACGGUGUUGUCUAUGGACCCCUCCCCCUAAAGCCUUGUUUACCUGUGAACAACGACAGUGGAGACAGCCUGAGAGACACAGAGCUGAGGAAGUUUAAGGGAGAAGAAAUAAGGAGAUACAGUAUACAGGCAAUAAUUGUAAAAAGGAGAAUCAUAAAUGGAGCCAGGAUGUCUGAAGUGAUGAAAAUUAAGAUGGAAAACCCUGAAGGGGUCAGCUUGGAGUCUCCCAUACCUGCAGCAUCCAGAGCAGAAAUGGAUCAGAACCAAGACAGCAAAGAUUUCAUCCAUCAGAAGUUUGUGACUGAAGAAGACUCUACCCCUGACUGGAGCCCCAGUUUGGACCAACAGGAUCAAGAACACUCGCACGUAAAGAAGGAAGAGGAGGAACAGCAGAUCAGUUGGGAGGAAGAGCAGCUUCCUGUAAAAGUAGAAAAUGAAGGGAAACCUCAGUCAACAGAGCUUCAUCAAGGUGUUCCUAAAGAAAACAGAAGGACAGAAGUUCUAACUUGUAGUUCAGCUCAACCUAUUGGAGAGAACGGCACAGAACCAGAACCAGAAGUGCACAUAGACCCAGAUCCAGCAUGUCCUUCCCAACAAAGUAAAAUGGGAGUUCAAAAAAGGUGUAAAAAACUAUGUUUCAAAUCUGGAACCCAGAUUGUAGUCCAGGGUGGUGAGAAACUAUUCAGGUGUAGUACUUGUGGCAAAAUAUUUAAACAUAAGCGUUCUGUUAAGUUACACAUGAUAAUUCAUACUGGAAUGCGAAAACAUAAGUGUGAUCUUUGUGGUAAAGGAUAUAUAGAAAAGCGUUCUCUUCAGACACAUAUGAGAGUCCAUACUGGGGAGAGACCAUUUUCAUGCAAUGUUUGUUUUAGAAGGUUUAGUACAAAGGGAAGUCUUAGAACACACACAAAGCUCCAUUUAGAAGAAAAACCUUAUUCUUGUGAUCUUUGUGGCUCAAGAUUUUGGUUAAAAGAAGUCCUUAAAAAACACAAACAGAUCCACAGCACAGAGAAACCAUUUGGCUGUAGUGUUUGUGGUAAGACGUUUUUACGACAAGGAAAUCUAAAGUCUCACAUGUAUACUCACACAGGAGUGAAAUCAUUUAUUUGUGGUUUAUGUGGUAAAAGUUUUGUCCAUUCUAAUAGCUUUAAGAGUCACAUGUAUAUUCACACAGGAGAAAAGCCUUUUAUUUGUCGGGUUUGUGGUAAAACAUUUCCACGACAAAAGAAUCUAAAAAGACACAUGUAUGUUCAUACAGGAGAGAAACCGUUUGCUUGUGGAGUGUGCAGUAAAGGAUUUAGUCAAGCAGAGAAUCUAAAGAGGCACAUGCGUGUUCAUACUGGAGAAAAAACGUUUAUUUGUGUUGUUUGUAGUCAAGGAUUUUCCCAACAAUAUCUUCUAAAAAGUCACAUGCACACUCACACAGGAGAGAAACCAUUUAGCUGUGGUGUCUGUUAUCUAGGAUUUUUACAAAAAAGAAAUCUGCAGAGUCACAUGCGUGUUCAUACAGGAGAGAAAGCAUUUACUUGUGAUGUUUGUCAUAAAAGAUUUUCUCGAAGAGAUACUCUAAAAAUUCACUCGCGUGUUCAUACAGGAGAGAAACCAUUCAUUUGUGAUAUUUGUAGUCAAGCAUUUUCACGACAAGAGGCUCUGAAAAGUCACAUGCAUGGUCACACAGGAGAGAAACCGUUUACUUGUGGUGUUUGUUGUCAAGGAUUUUUACAAAAAAGAAACCUGCAGAAUCACAUGCAUGUUCAUACGGGAGAGAAACCAUAUACUUGUGAUGUUUGUCAUCGAGGAUUUUCUCGACGAGAUGCUCUAAAAAGUCACUCGCGUGUUCACACAGGAGAGAAACCAUUUGUUUGUGAUAUUUGUAGUCAAGCAUUUUCACAUUCAGUUAGUUUAAAGAGACACAUGGGUUUGCACGCAAGAUAAAUUAGUUGUUUGUAGUGGUAGAGGGGAAGCCUUUUCAUGCUGCGACAAUUCAUAAAAAGGGUGGAUGGUCACAGAGUGUGUGUUUGAAUCCACCAUGGACUGUCUCUGGAUAUGCGGUUGGAACUGUGGCGUAAGCAAGACAAUGGUCAGACAUUCCCAGAUGCAGCUGAGCAGUGGCAAUGUGAGCUUCCCUCCCGUUGGCCUACAGGAUGUCUAAUAUCCCCUUCUUCCU
Messenger RNA from Cyprinodon variegatus (sheepshead minnow), 2270 nucleotides. RefSeq names its product gastrula zinc finger protein XlCGF57.1-like. The record is from RefSeq and is a predicted model, not a curated record. Bases 77 to 2038 code for a protein of 653 amino acids. The transcript is spliced from 3 exons. Lineage: Eukaryota; Metazoa; Chordata; Actinopteri; Cyprinodontiformes; Cyprinodontidae.